GAAGCUCAAAAUUAACAAUACUAUGGGUUUAAUGUCAUUCUGGAUUAGGUCGUUUCCAUCUUUGACUAUUCAACAUCAAUGUCUCCACCAUUGUUAGAAGAAAAAAAAUUCUCAACUCUCUACCUCUUACCUCUUGUGUCUCUUCAUCCCCUUCUUUUCCUCCCCUCCUGUUGAGCAUUUCUCCCUUAAUCCAAACAAUGAAUUUGCGGUUUACAUUAAACCUAUUAACUUCCACGACCUCUCCGUCUCCCUUGAUACGUAUUAAAUUCGAUUAAUGCCUCAACCCCUAUAAAUAGGAUAUGAUUGAGACUGGAAUCAAUCUUCACUCGAAAACCUAGAAAGCUCUUUUGAAAAUGGCUUCAUCAGAUGUUGGGUUUGUUCAAUCAGCCCUCAGCCAGUUUGAUGCUCUCACACAGCAACGACCAGACAGAGGAAGCUGAUUUCAUUUUGUAAGGCUUGGAUUGUUUGUCUCCUCAAACAAGUCUUGUCUCCUCAAACAAGUCUUGCACCAGUUGCAGCAGGAAACGACAGAUACGAUACCAUGUAUUUUUUUUUACCUUUAUCAAUGAAUCCAUGGAACUCUUUACCUUCUUCUGUCAAUACAUCGCCCCUUCUUAACUCAGAUCAUCAUAAAUGAUUUCAUUUCGUAAUCGCUUCCAGUGUAUUCGCUAUAUAUAGUUCACUUCACAAGCCAGAGUCACUGAUCUCAUAUCUGUAAGCAAGAUCACAACAAAGCCAUUGGGCUUGUCUGAAGGAAGAAGCAAAUGCCCAGAUCAUGACAAGUCCACACACAGCUCAUAAUCUGAGUCAAAAGCAGCAACAAUCAUACUAACCAAAAGCUAGGUAUCCACAUCAUCAAUUUGAGCGCUGGCAGGACGACACGUGGCACCUCCAGUCGGCGUUUCAUUAAACUGAUUAGGGCUGGGCAAAAAAUUCGAACCCGAAAAACCGAACCGAACCCGAUCCGAAAAAGUAGCACCGAAUCCGAACCAAAAUUGAUUAAAUAUCCGAACGGGUUCAAAAUUUCGGUAUUUAAAAAACCGAAACCGAACCCGAUCCGAACCGAAAUAUUUUGGGUACCCGAAUGUAUCCGAAAUAAAUUUAUAUACUUAAAUAUAUACAUUAUUUUUAUAUAUAAUGUAUAUUAAAAAUAUUAAAAAUAUAUAAGAUACCUUUAAGUUUUCCAAAAUACUCGGAAAAUAUAUGCAAAUAGUCAAAAGUAAAUGUUUAAAAUAGCUAAAGUAUACUGAAAACACCAAAAUAGUUAAAUAUCUAUUGAUUCUUUAUCCAAAUAUUCAAAGAAAACCAAUUUAUAUAUUAAAUUAAGGUAUUUUGACAUAUAUGUUAUGAAAAUUUAUAGGUAAUAUAUUAUCUUUCUUAUAGAUUUUGAAAAUUUAAAGUAUAUAAUGAAUUUUGAAAAUUUAAAAACAUUUUAAAUGGGUUAUCUGAACCCAAACCUAACCCGCAAAGAUCCGAACCGAACCCGAACCGAAAUUUAGAAAUAUCCGAAUGGGUCUGAAAUCUUUGACCCUGAAAACCCGAACCCGAAUGGACUGAACCGAAACCCGAAUGGGUACCCGAACGCCCAGCCCUAAAACUGAUUGUCGUGAUGGGCUUCUGUGUUUUGUGCAUCAUCUAUUACAUAUUAUCAUAGGCUUUCUGUUUGCUUUGCCUGAUGGGCUCAAACUUUGUCACUCUCAUCUUCUCUAACCUAGCUGCACGACUUUUUUUUUCUCUUCAUCUCUGCGGCGGUGAUGCAUGACGUCUGAGCUCCUUCUCCAUGGCUGAAACGUCCGGCGUUGAAACUCCAUCAUUACUCCAAUUGAUUCCAUCGCCCACUACGAUGUAUUUAAUGCGUCUGUCGUUGCUCCUAGGCGGUGUGUAAUCUGUUGCUAUAAAUAGAGUUUUUUUCCUCCGACUUGAGGUCCGGCCAAGUCCGGCCGGUGCUCCUCCGGGACGAUGUACUCCCUCUCCGGUUUUGAUGUUGCACGAUGUGCUCAGAACUUCCACCUUUCCGAAAACACAGGCUCUGGGCUUAUAGCGUGAAAAUUCAUGACUUCCAUGUUUAUUAAAACAGUAACGUUUUCUAAACAGCAAAGACUCUAAACAUCAAACAUGGCAGUCAGUUAUUUAAGGCGUGGUGUAAACGAGCAAGGCAGCGUAGCCAAUGAAGUUGAGAUAGAGCAGAUUGUAUCCAAAGAGGUUCCUGAGGGGAAGAAAAUCCCUAUUACAUCAGAUUGUGCAGGUUCGGAAGCACACACCAAGAUGUUCAGUGCCCUGAGAGGUGAGUGGAACAUGAUGAUGAAACACCGUGACAUCAUCACAGCUGUUCGUCUUCAUUACAACAACGCUUAUCAGGACGGCGAAAAGCAGAACGCCAUCUAUGUGUUCUUGGGGAAAUCAGGGCCUCAAUUGGGAAGGCAAGCCCCGUGGAAGUUAGGUUAUGACCAACACAAUGCUCGAAGAUCCCGAACAUUAUCUUUCUUUUUUUAUGGCUAAUCCUGAACAUUAUCUUCUAUCGUGAUCAUUUACGAAUUUAUGUAAGUGAAGCCAGUAAAUUUUGCAAGUAAA
Molecule: messenger RNA, 2571 nt
Organism: Raphanus sativus (radish)
Lineage: Eukaryota; Viridiplantae; Streptophyta; Magnoliopsida; Brassicales; Brassicaceae
Product: phosphoinositide phosphatase SAC5-like
Exons: 5
Coding region: 2116-2499 (127 amino acids)
Biological process (GO): phosphatidylinositol dephosphorylation
Cellular component (GO): intracellular membrane-bounded organelle
Molecular function (GO): phosphatidylinositol-3,5-bisphosphate 5-phosphatase activity
Source: RefSeq, a predicted model, not a curated record